Juglans microcarpa x Juglans regia is the source of this 957-nucleotide messenger RNA. RefSeq names its product 60S ribosomal protein L11. Gene Ontology annotation, biological process: translation. Gene Ontology annotation, molecular function: structural constituent of ribosome; RNA binding. The coding region runs from base 173 to 718 and encodes 181 amino acids. The record is from RefSeq and is a predicted model, not a curated record. The transcript is spliced from 5 exons. Gene Ontology annotation, cellular component: ribosome; cytosolic large ribosomal subunit. NCBI's taxonomy places the organism in Eukaryota, Viridiplantae, Streptophyta, Magnoliopsida, Fagales, Juglandaceae.
GAUAGAUCAGCGGAGCCGCGGCCCGCAAUGGAUUUUUCAGAGCCGAAUGAAACAGGCGCACGAAGAACCCUAGCACACAUUUUAGGCUUCCUUUCCCACGCUAAAGUCUAGACCCUCUCGGCUGCAGCAGACCUUCUCCGCCCUCCCCCCGACACCCCUCUGACAUACUCAAAUGGCUUCGGAGAAGAAACUGAGUAAUCCAAUGAGGGAAAUCAAGGUACAGAAGCUCGUUCUCAACAUCUCCGUCGGUGAGAGCGGUGACCGUCUCACCAGGGCCGCCAAGGUGUUGGAGCAGCUCAGUGGCCAAAAUCCAGUUUUCUCCAAGGCAAGGUACACUGUGCGUUCCUUUGGUAUUAGACGUAAUGAAAAAAUUGCAUGCUAUGUCACUGUUAGGGGUGACAAGGCAAUGCAGCUUUUGGAGAGCGGUUUGAAGGUGAAGGAAUAUGAGUUGCUGAGGAGGAACUUCAGUGAUACUGGAUGUUUUGGCUUUGGUAUUCAGGAGCACAUCGACCUGGGAAUCAAGUAUGAUCCUUCAACUGGAAUUUAUGGAAUGGACUUCUAUGUUGUUUUGGAGCGGCCUGGUUACCGUGUUGGCCGUCGUCGCCGAUGUAAGUCUCGUGUUGGGAUCCAGCACAGGGUCACAAAGGAGGAUGCCAUGAAGUGGUUCCAGGUCAAAUAUGAAGGUGUCAUUCUAAACAAGUCUCAGAAUAUCACUUAAGCCUGGAACAUUGUCACAGUUUUGAGUGAGGCUGGACCCCUGGUGUUAUGUAGACCAGCGUCCUAUACUGCUAUCUUCUUUGAAGUUAUGGGAGAGCUUGCGAUGUGUUUUCUGGGCCAGAAUCUGUUUAUUUAUUGCACGAUAUGCUUUCACCGUCACUACUAACUCAGGUGAUAGAUUUAGGCUCUGUUUGGACAGUAAAAGUGUCUCAUCUCAUUAUUACAAAUUUUUUAAAUUUU